UGCAGGACACGAAUGAUUCGAGUGAUCCUUCCAUUUGGUGGCCAGCCAUCAUAAGUCAAGCAGAAAAGUUGGCCACGGACUCUAAGGCACUGGCAUUUCUUCAAAUGUGUCAUAAUUAUUCCGAUGAUGAAGUCACCAUCACGUCAUCGUCACCCAAAAGAUUGGAAAAGAAAAUCCACCUGUACAGACGACAGUCACGCUGAAUUAAAGCUCAGUCCUGGUGUGAUAACAAAAAAAAGAAGAAGCACGAAUUUGAACGAAGUGCUAAAGGGAAAGGAAUCGGAAGAAUCGAUGCUCAAAAAACAAGUCGACCGCCUAGUGAAAAUUCCGAUAAAAAUUUCAAGCCCGUCGGAUGAAGUUUCGGAUGAUGACGGUUCUAUGAAGUUGCCCACGACAUCGUCGAUUCCUGAUCGCAACGAAGGCUUUCGUCUAGUUUCUUAUUCUGAUUCAGAUUUGGAUUUGGACACCGAAGAAACUGAGAAUAUUCCAGACGAAGUAAGUACACCUAAAAAGGAACGCACCAGCAACCACGUCAAUCCGACGAUUACAUGUUCACCUUACGAUAUCGGCCUCAGGAAUAUUGACAAAACGUGUUACGUCAAUGCAACCCUCCAAGCCUUGUUUGCUCUUCCCGGCUUCACUGACGAUCUGGUUACGGCUUUCGAAGGCACUGAAAAGUUGUCAAACUUUGAUUCCUUGUUGGCCAACAUGAUUACCGCACGGAAAAAAGGUUUGCCCAUUGAAGUGGACAAAAUAAACGAAGAUCUUGUCAAGAAUUUGUGGAUGGUUCAUACGGACUAUUCAGCCCGUAAGCAGCAAGAUGCCAGUGAGUUCCUGAUCCGGCUGAUCGAGCAUUUGAAAUUGGCUUUACCAGCUGGGCCAAUGAAUCCAGUUGAAUCCCAUUUCGAAUGUGAAAUUAUUGAAGUGGUCCAUUGCACUGCGUGCGGCAAGAAGAAAAAACGUGCCCAGAAACACACGUCCAUCUGCCUGUCCAUGCCGAAAGAUUCACGUAACCUAGAGCAAUGUUUGGAGGAUUACAUGGCGGAAAAGGAACGUGAACAGGCGUGCAGCAGUUGUAAGGCGACCACUUUGAAGAUCAGCUUGAAAUUCAAGACACUUCCAAGCAAGCUCAUAAUGUCGGUGAAGCGUUUCUCGAAAGAAGAAAAAUUGGCAAAGCACAUCGUUCCACCCCAAGUGUUAGAUAUUCGACAGUUCCUGGAAAACCUGGAAAGUCAGCUGCCUAGUGUGUACACCCUGGCUGCUCAAAUUGUUCACAUUGGCCGCUCUAAAAACUCUGGUCAUUAUGUUUCUCAUGUUUACUGUGAAGAUGGUGUUUGGCGCUGUUACGAUGAUAAUAAGUCCGUAAAAACUGUUUCGAUAGAAGAUGUAAUUGAAUCUGUCGAUGGUGAACCGGCCUACGUGUAUUUUUACGUUCGUCGUGAUGCGCUUAAACGUCUCCCCACGAGCACUGCUGUAUCAGCAGAAACGAGUACAUCAUCUGAAACGCAAUAUGUGAAUGGUGGCAAAGAAGAUGCUAGCAAAGUUGAAAUACGAAUAACCAGGGCAUCCAGUAAAUCUCUCGCAAGAACUGUUUUGCCAGUGACUCCAAUGUUUUCCUGGCCGGAUGGACCCGACCGCUUCUCAGUAACCACUGAAGAUUAUGCUUGUUUAAAUCAGGACAAUCUACUAAAUGACAGUAUCAUCGACUUUUAUCUCCGAUACGUUUUCAGUACUAAAACUGAUGAUAUUCUGAAGAAGAAAUGCCACGUAUUUUCAUCGUUUUUCUACCAAGUGUUAACGACUCGCCCACCCAAAGUCAAUGGACGGAAAGAUCCAAUUGAAGAUGACGAUUCCCUUUCGAUAAAGGAGAAACGUCAUUCAAGAGUUGAAUCGUGGACAAAGAAAGUGGACAUUUUUGAAAAGGAUUAUCUCGUGAUACCCAUCAACGAGCGUAACCAUUGGUUUCUAGCCAUUGUCUGUUUUCCUUGGUUAUCAGGACCGGUGACCGCCAAAGACGCAAUCGACCGCACUCCAGUAGAAAAAUUGCCAGAGAUUGCUGGCCCUAUCAAACAGCCUUGCAUCUUGUUUUUUGAUUCAAUGGCGGGAAACGACCACGAUGGAGUUGCUACGACUCUUCGCGAGUAUUUAAUGGUGGAACACCAAGUAAAGAAAAUGAAGCCAAAUGAGAAAUCAAUUGAUGCUUUCAGAAGGGACGCCGUUAAACCGUCAACCAACCCCUUUACUAAAGACUCGAUGAUAUCGGCAUGCCUUGAUGUGCCUCAACAAAAAAACUCGUACGAUUGCGGGAUAUUUGUGCUUCAAUACGCAGAAUACUUUAUGAAAAAUCCAAUUCCGGAUUAUAAUUUACGGAAUAUAAAAUUAAGCAAUUGGUUUCCACCUCAUUUUGCCGGAAGGAAAAGAAAAAACAUCCAGUUCUUAUUGAUAAAGCUCACCAAGGAAACGAAUCCUUCAGCAGACCAAGUUCUGACAUUGUUACCUCGAGAUGACGUCAGAAUUGCACUUCAAGACCGUAGUAAGACUGCUGCCGCUUCAAAUAAAGAAAAUGGUGAAAAUCAAAGUGCAAAUAAGACGGAGGCGAUGGAGGAAGACAGCGAAUCUGAGGAGUGUCUCGAUGAAGAGAAGGUUGAAAAGGGAGCCAGCCCAUCAAAUGUCGUGUAUGACCAAGAGGCGAAUAAUGAAAUGGAUACCGGAUCUGACUCGAAGAUAUCCCACAAAGGCAAGGCAUUAAAGGGGAAAAUAAAGACCAUGAAGCGGCUGCCACAUAAAAGAUGUAUUAUAUCUUCUGAUUCAGAUACUGAGGAUAAAUCUAAAGCCGCUGCCCUGGUCUUAGAUUUUAACCCCAAAACCAAAGUGGAACUCGUUACGGUGGACCCGUUUUUCGUCACCAAACUGAAUACUCAUCAGAUAAAGGGUGUAAAAUUCAUGUUGAAUGCUUUAUUCAAACCCAUCGAGAGACUCAAGGAGCAUCGUGGCUCUGGAUGUAUUUUGGCCCAUUGCAUGGGUAGAAGUCUUCAAGUCGUCACGUUGGUGCAUACGGUCCUUACCAACAAAGCAUGCAAGGUUAAUCGUGUGCUAGUAGUUAGUCCUCUGGGAUCCAUUUUGAACUGGUACGACGAGUUCAAUAAAGGGCUUCCGAAAGAGUCAGGUGUUGAAGUGUAUCAAAUGGCAGGCGUUAAGCGCAAAGAAAAAAGUAAAGAAAUGGAUAAGCGAUUGUCCAUGCUAAAGAGGUGGAAGGCAUCUGGAGGGGUGAUGAUAAUCGGUUCAGAUAUGUUCCGAAAUUUGACCAACCGACGAUAUAAAAAAAUGGUCUCCAAAAAAAUGUACAACGGGUUCACAAGUUUGUUAGUAAAUCCUGGGCCACACCUCGUCGUACUUGAUGAUUUACUGAUAAGUGAGGGGUCAGCUCUGUCCAAGGCAAUGAACAAGAUCGCUACAAGAAGAAGAGUGGUCUUGACAGACGAUUCGCUCCAGAAUAACUUGCUAGAAUAUCACUGCAUGAUUCAGUUCGUCAAACCUAAUCUACUAGGAAUGAACGUUGAGGAAUUCACGAAUCGAUUUGCCAAUCCCAUUAAAAACGAAGAGGAUGAAAAACUAGAUGAACUACUAGAAGGUUUCGUACACCGAUUCGAGAACGCCGAAGCCGAGCCUCAUAAAUACGAAUACGCCGUUUUGGUGAAGUCUUCGCCCCUUCAGAUCGAGAUGAAUGACUUUUACGUGAACAAUGUCCCCAAGCGACUCAUCCUUGCCGCCUAUAAGACAUUGGAGCGACUUUGGACGCAUCCCAAAGCGUUGCAGUUGGCAGAACGCAAUCGUAAAAAGAGAUCUAAAAACAAAAGCAAUGAAUUUGAUGGUUCCAUAGCGGAUUCUGACGACCGAGAAGAAACACCCGUAAGCGACGAUGACGGUCGAGGAGAUCACCCAGAAGAUCAAUUAGGCGUGACUCCAAUGUCUAGAACCUGGUUCGAAGAAUUCGUCAAAGACGAGGCCAUAAUCAAAAUGGAACACAGUGGCAAGCUCACACUUCUUAUGGAAAUUCUUCGCAUUGGUGGUAAGGUUGUGGUGUUCGGCCCGUCCCCUGAUUCGUUAGAGUUGAUUGGUAAAUUCCUCGAAGCGAGUUCGGAUUCCACUGGGACAUGGGUUAUAAAUCAAGAUUACUUCCUGAUAGAUGGACGCAGUAAACCGAAGCACCGUAAAGCCGCCUCUGAUGCUUGCAACGAUCCCUUGAAUCAUCGGGCGCGGCUUUUUCUUCUUUCAACUAAAGCCGGUGGCAAGAGAAACAAUUUUGUUGGAGCGAACCGUAUCAUUAUCUUCAACGCAUCCUGGAAUGCAUUGGACGAUUUUAAUUGUAUUAAGCGCGUUUAUGGUUUGGGCCAACAAAAACCCUGCUAUGUUUAUCGGUUUUUGGCUGAAGGCACCAUUGAGGAGAAACUUUACGAUCGCCAGGUUCCGCCGGGCCGCCAUUUCAACCCGGCGGAAUAUGUCUACAAACAAUUGGAUCGACCGACUCCCCUGAUACCGGAUGAUGAUCUUCUGGCUAAGCUCACCCUCACAAUGAAGGAAUUGAUCGUUGGUUACCAUGAACUUGACCCGCUUCCCGAAAACAAGUUAAAAGGAAAUAUGACGGAAGCCGAGCGCAAAGCCGCUUGGGAUGACUAUGCAAAUAAGCAACGCCAUCGUGGCACCGCCACGGACUUGGAGAAGCAGCAGCCUGCGUCCAAGAUCGUGCCCGGCGAAAACAACAACGACCCUGUCAAAGUGAUUAUGGAUGUUAUUCCCAGCCCUCCUGCGGUCCUGUCCGAAGUUUAA
Messenger RNA from Daphnia pulicaria, 4827 nucleotides. RefSeq lists its product as uncharacterized. Gene Ontology annotation, cellular component: nucleus. The coding region runs from base 124 to 4827 and encodes 1567 amino acids. The record is from RefSeq and is a predicted model, not a curated record. Gene Ontology annotation, biological process: protein deubiquitination. NCBI's taxonomy places the organism in Eukaryota, Metazoa, Arthropoda, Branchiopoda, Diplostraca, Daphniidae. The transcript has 18 exons. Gene Ontology annotation, molecular function: ATP-dependent chromatin remodeler activity; ATP binding; ATP hydrolysis activity.